Phytophthora nicotianae INRA-310 is the source of this 183-nucleotide messenger RNA. RefSeq lists its product as hypothetical. NCBI's taxonomy places the organism in Eukaryota, Oomycota, Peronosporomycetes, Peronosporales, Peronosporaceae. The transcript has 2 exons. The record is from RefSeq and is a predicted model, not a curated record. Bases 1 to 183 code for a protein of 60 amino acids.
AUGAAGGAUGCGUCACCAGCGCCUUCCACCUCCUCCGGGCGAUUCCAGCGCGCGGCUCCUUCGUCUGCGUCGUCUUUUGGACACAACCGCCCGGCACUACGAGAACGCACCUCUCCCAGCUACAGAUCGACGGCCACAAGUCGCUUAAUGGCACCAACGGCAUCGUCGUUAGCGCAUCGAUGA